This is a messenger RNA of Phycodurus eques (leafy seadragon), 1069 nucleotides long. RefSeq lists its product as uncharacterized. NCBI's taxonomy places the organism in Eukaryota, Metazoa, Chordata, Actinopteri, Syngnathiformes, Syngnathidae. The record is from RefSeq and is a predicted model, not a curated record. The transcript is spliced from 4 exons. Gene Ontology annotation, molecular function: nucleic acid binding. Bases 1 to 999 code for a protein of 332 amino acids.
AUGUCUUCAAACUCCAUGGUCCGGAAGGAAUUAUGCAAGGCGGUGGAUGCAGCAGUCUGCUUAUCCUCGGGGUAUCACCCGCAGACCAACGGCCAGACGGAGCGGGCCAACCAAACCCUGGAAUCGAAGGACGUCCGGGCAGCGCUGAACCGGUCCGCGGCACAUAACAAGCAGCUCGCGGACCGUCAUCGCUCCCCGACGCCCAAAUAUAAGGUGGGUCAAUCCGUCUGGCUCUCUUCCCACGACCUUCCUCUUCAAACAGAGUCCCGUAAGCUCGCUCCACGCUUCAUUGGUCCUUUUCCCAUCACCAAAAUCAUUAAUCCCACUUCCGUCCAGUUAAAACUGCCACAGUCCCUAAAGAUUCACCCCACAUUCCACGUCUCAUUGCUCAACCCUGUCUCCACCUGCACCCUGAACCCUCUGGCCGAACCCCCUCCACCCCCCCGGAUUAUUGACGACCAUCCGGCCUUCACGGUGUCGCGCAUCCUAGACAUAAGGCCUCGGAGGAGGGGGUUCCAGUACCUGGUCGACUGGGAAGGGUACGGGCCAGAGGAGCGGUCUUGGAUUUCCCGGAACUUAUACUCGAUCAUACCCUUUUGGACAACUUCUACGCGGCUCAACCGGGGAAGCCUGGCAGGACACCAGGAGGCGUCCAUUGAAAGGGGGGGGGGGUACUGUCAUAUACUGCCCUGCAGUUCCAUUAUAGUAGCCUGGAGGGCUCUUUGCUUCCUCUCUCUCUCCCCCCUCCCCUCUCUCUUUUCAGCAUCUGUCUCCAAUCAGCCUCAUCACCACCAGUAUUUAAGCCUGCCUGUUCCAGGAAAUCCUCGCCAAAGUAUUGCAGCCUCUCCUAGCGGUACCACAGCCCACCGUACUCAAUUGUCAUGGAAGGACACUUCCCCCAGGCAGCAUACUCCCAACAUCAGUCGCAAAAUCAGUUGGGCCACCGAAGCUGAGAUUCAAGCAGUGGCAGAUUGUUUAGGAAUAAAUAUUUUGACAUAGAAUGACACGUGGCUACAAUGUAGUUCCAAAUCUACUUACGGAAUUUACCUGGACAAUUGGCACUGGUAAU